CUCGCCAACCAUAGAUAGAUGGCCCGGUCCUGAAAUGUGCUCGUGUGGGAAAGACACUCUACAAAGUUAACCCCAGAAUUCCUUUUAGGUGUGUGGCACACCAUCACAAGAGGGCUCUACACAGGCGUGACUGGAGCUUGUCGCCUCCGGCUUGGAAGCUGGGAGGGGACGAUAGGGGCGAUAGCCAUGCUGGAGCUUGGUGAAGACGAUGGGGGAACGGCAGCUGUCCAGGAAACGGCAUCCACACAGCCAGAGAGAUGUUCAGAUAGCCCAAGUCCGUAUGCUCCAUUGGAUCAUCGUCCUGAUGGGCACAACAAGUUGUCAAUGUCGUACCCCGAGCGUAGCACGCCAGACCUUAACACACCUCGGGAUGAUGCUUCAAGCCCACCUGGCCGACACAAGGGUGUAAAGCAGAUUGGAGUAAUGCACAGAAUUCUGGAUUGGUUUUAUCUGAAAACACCUGCCCUUCCCUCAACGGCUGCAGGUCUUCACUUGUUCAUUAUCAUGCUGGUGACGGGUUGCGCGUGGUAUCUUAGAAAUGAGAAUCUCCAACUGAGAGAUGAUAACCUGCGACUUACGCUGAAGGGAGACAUCUUCAAAGAUCGACUUGAUGACCAACAGGCACAGAACAAGAGGCUGUUUGAUUCAGUAGCCCAUUGCAAGAAUGACUCCCAGGUUUUGCUGAGUGACAACAAAGCCCUGAAGAUUGAGCGAGACAUCUGGAAGGAACGAGCGGCUGAGAACCAUCAGGAGAAUAAGGGGCUGCAAGCUGACCUGAAGCAGUGCUACUCACAGACAACGCAUGCUAUGCAGCAGUCAGCAGCGGGCAGUGAGAAAUGUCAGCUGUGCGAAGUAAGAGCGCAGAUGACUACCCUCAACACGUCGUUGACUGAAUGCGCAGCCCAGCGGAGUGAGGCCACUACACACUUUGUAAGCUGUAUAGGCAAUCUGCACUAUUCAAGGAUCCAAGCUCUACAGAGCAGGGCAUGGAUACAGAAGCAUAUGCAUUUGUUUCCGCUAUAUCACCAAAAGCUAACAGCGGCUAAAGGCUUGAUCAAGAAGAAGGACGACGCCAAAGAAUCAUGCAUGAAAGCGAAAAGCCGGCAUGUGGAAGCCAAACAAACUCUGAGUGGGCAACUGGCUGCCAAAGAACGAGUGAUUGCUCGCCUUACUGUGAACCUGCACCAAGAGAAGCAAAACAAUCAGGGCUUGUCUGAGUUUAUCUACCGACAGCAUAGGGCCUUACUGAAGCCGUAUUUGGAUUCCUCCCAUGAUUAUGCCAUCAGCCUUGCUUAUAUUGAGGAUAGACUGGCUCGUCUGACUGUGUGGGUCGGAGACCGCACCGCAAGAGCUCUGAUAAGCCAUCUGCUGAGCUAUGUCGGCGAUCACCGGAUCCGCAUCGUUAACACCCUGAAGAACGCGAACUAUGAGUUCCAGAACAGAACCAAAGCAGUAGUCAUGGCAGACAAGUUGCUAAUCAGUGAAGAGGCUAAGCGUCCAUUCACCGUGUAUGUCUGUCCUGAAGAAAUCAUCGCUCACGACGCACGGAAAAGCGAGAUAUCAUAUCACAUGGCUCAAUGGAUCAUCCGUAGCUUCUUUGAAGAGGAUUCAGAGGGUGAAAUACUACCAUUGCCAAAAGAAGAAGGCACUGACUCCCACAAGCGUACGUAUGUACAUUGGGAGGUGCCAUCUAUCAAGAGCCUACCAGCAGUGUUGAUUCGAAAUAUUAUGCUAACGGGGCCAUACACGUUGAUACCAUUCUUCGUGUGUCUGUGUCGAGAGAUUGCAGCUGGAAAGUUCAAGGCCUAUGAGAUCCCGUCACUCCUAACCCGAACCCUUCUGCUAAGCCUGCUUUCAGAUAUUGCCACAUACGGAUCCAUCGUCACUGUCCUACCACUAUAUUUCUGGGUGCUGACUCGCGUUCCAUUUCUACCCAGGUGGAUGAUUUCUUUGGUGUUCAUCACCAUUGCGUCAGUGCGUGAUUCGGAAAACAAGUAUUCACCCAAACUGACCGCCAGGCAAGAUGAUUCAGCACACAUCCCAUCGAUUCAUCAUAACGUUAGUGAAGGUGACGACGAUGCGGCAGAAACCAGUUAGCAUGCUACACCCUGCAACCAUGGUAUGAACUCAUUGCGUGCUCUUUCAGGAUUGGUGCAUAUACAUAGAGAGCUGUUGGUGUCAUGGAUUGUCCACACCAUGGAGAUAGCAAGUGCAUUAUGAAUAGGCAGCACUUCCAAGCUACCAUUCAGACACCAAGGUAAAUAUGGCAUUAACUUGCUUCUAUACAUGUAUGUUCUUUAAAGGUACAUUGAAACCAUACCAGUUCAUUCGGAUUGAAGUAUAGUUUCUGACCCAAAUCAUAGAUAAUAUGUAUAUAAAAAGGUGAAAAGGUCUAGUCUACUCCCAUGAUCCCCCCCCCCCCCCCCCCCAAUGCUGCUGAAGCGGUACGCAAGGCAUUGAUUCCUUUGGGGCAUGGGUGUAGCUGUGAAAGAGGAACAGGGGCGUCAAAUACACUGACGUCAACCCUGAAGGUCAUUCAUUUGGAUGCGUUUUUAUAUUUCAUCCUUUCAUUUCCUUUCGUCGGACAUCUUUACAGACCCAGCUUGAUAAAUAUUUGCCCAAGUUCCCAGUCAAAGUGAUCACUCAAUAUGUGAGUGUCUCAUGCUGUACUUGCGCAAUCUGGUCAUUUAAGCCUAAUCUCUUCCUCCUAGAGGAAGGAUAGGCGUGUUGAGCUCAUACUUCCAUAGUCACUGGAAAACUUCCAGUCAGUCUUGACUGUAGUCUCACGUUUUCAGUUGGCCCCGGUCAGAGUCUUUUGACACACCGUUCUCUACGAUACCUUGACGAUUUUCAUGAAGGUACUCCUUAUUGUCUGAUCAAACCAGCUACAAUAUCUCUUGCUAUACCCUUUCUUUGUCCUCCGGAGAUAUCAUCUCCAGUGAGGAAUCUUUCAGAGAAAGCGUAGAUUGGUAUCAACACAAACUUUCCAUACAAUAGGAAAUAAAAGGACCAAGGAACAACAAGCGGCAAUAUAAUUCCCACUAACACCACGGGUUACUUAUAGUUCCUUGACCCCUUUCUUUUCUGUACAUUUAUCCUUUUGCUCUCCAUCCGAGUCCAUUUCCUUUAUCAUUUUUCUAACAUAAUUUUUCGGGCUGCUGGGCCUUAAGCCCAAGGUGUGCACACACAGUUAAGUUUUCGAAAAUUCCGGUACGUGCAUUGCAAGUUUAGAUUUUAAUCUCUUCGAUGCUAACCCUCCGGUGGCAGUCCAUAAUGUGUAAAUUUUGCAUUCCUAUCUCUGAUGUUUUGCUAGCACUCACAUUCUGAUGAUACGUUUUGUGGUGCUUAUAUAUUUGUAUCUCUGAUUUUCUCUCACGAGUUUAAGUCAA
Sycon ciliatum is the source of this 3389-nucleotide messenger RNA. RefSeq lists its product as uncharacterized. The transcript has 2 exons. Bases 187 to 2097 code for a protein of 636 amino acids. The record is from RefSeq and is a predicted model, not a curated record. NCBI's taxonomy places the organism in Eukaryota, Metazoa, Porifera, Calcarea, Leucosolenida, Sycettidae.